Messenger RNA from Zootoca vivipara (common lizard), 5353 nucleotides. RefSeq names its product potassium calcium-activated channel subfamily M regulatory beta subunit 2 (gene KCNMB2). Gene Ontology annotation, molecular function: calcium-activated potassium channel activity; potassium channel regulator activity. Gene Ontology annotation, biological process: detection of calcium ion; potassium ion transport. Lineage: Eukaryota; Metazoa; Chordata; Lepidosauria; Squamata; Lacertidae. The record is from RefSeq and is a predicted model, not a curated record. Gene Ontology annotation, cellular component: membrane; voltage-gated potassium channel complex.
AAAGGAAACAGUGUUUAACAUUCACCUUUCAGGCUUCUAAGAAAAAAGAUUCCCCUUUUAGUAGUCAUGGAGCACUUGUCAAAGUUGCUGUGACUUCCCUCCUCCACCAAACAGCUGCCAAUCAGAGGAUCAUAAUCCAGGAGAUGGACUUUAAGCACAACUUAAGCGUCACCGCAGCUUUGGUAACAGAUGAGUGCAUUCAGAAUACACAGCGGAUCCAGCAUAAUUGUUGUAACUCUUACGGUUGCUUAGAGCAAAUGUGCAAACAGAGGCUCCCAUCAGGAAGCAACAGGGAGCAAGAAAGGCUUGCAAAAACAGCCAGGAGAAGUGAAAUAUUCAGGGUUUACUAUACAAAUUAUUUCCCUUUUUUUAAGCCCCACUUGAGAAGGCGUCAGAAUGAGAUGUUGUUAAGUCUGAUAUAAGUUGGAGGGGAAAGAACGGCCCAGGAGAAGAAGGAGAAGAUAAUAAUUUAAUGUCACUUGAACCUGCUGGAUGGAAGGGGAAAUAGGAAGUUCAUUACUUGCAAUCACCUAAAAGCCAUUCGACGCGGAGCAGGGCCUGCAAACAUUGGGCGAUCCAACCAGGAUUUGCCGCUUGAGCUUGAGGGAUGCGAUGGGGCCCAUCAGGGUCUCAGCACGUGGUGAUGGUGGCUGUCUGUUACUUCCUAGGUCCUACCACCAUCCCUCCAGGACCUCCACAGUAAGGAGAGGCAGCGGAGACCAAUCCUCUAAGAUGUUCAUUUGGACCAGUGGGAGGAGCUCCACGUCGUACAGACAUGAUGAGAGAAGAAAUAUUUACCAAAAAAUCAGGGAUCAUGAUCUGCUGGACAAAAGGAAAACAGUCACCGCUCUCAAAGCAGGGGAGGACCGGGCCAUACUGCUGGGACUGACAAUGAUGGUGUGCUCGAUUAUGAUGUACUUCCUCCUGGGAAUCACGCUGCUGAGGUCAUACAUGCAAAGUGUUUGGACAGCAGAGACACAGUGCACGCUCCUCAACAUCUCCAUCACAGAAACCUUCAACUGCUCGUUCAGCUGCGGUCCGGACUGCUUGAAAACCUCUCAGUACCCGUGCUUGCAAGUGUAUGUCAACGUAUCGUCUUCGGGGCAAAAGUGCUUGCUUUACCACACAGAAGAGACAAUGAAAAUUAAUUCUGAGUGCUCAUAUAUACCCAAGUGUGGCAAAAACUUUGAAGAGUCUCUGUCCCUCGUGAAUGUCGUCAUGGAGAACUUCAGAAAGUACCAGCACUUCUCCUGUUACUAUGACCCCGAAGGCAUUCAAAAGAAUGUAUUGCUAACCAAACUCUACAGCUCCAACGUGCUGUUCCACUCCCUCUUUUGGCCAACUUGUAUGAUGAUAGGAGGGCUUGCUAUCGUUGCCAUGGUCAAGUUGACCCAGUAUCUGUCCCUCCUCUGCGAAAGGAUCCAAAGGAUCAACAGAUAGAAGCAGCCGGCUCACUUCCGGGAUGGAUUGACAGCUGGAAUACUGUUGUUGUUUAUUUUUCAUUCUUCACCAAAGAACCUUAAGUUUGUAACGUUGUACGUCUGUUCUAAGUUCCUUAUAUUUUUAAUGAAGUAGAGCAAUAAUGAAAAAAGGCUGUUCUAUAUGCAAACGUGAUGCUGUUAUUAUGCAGGUGAUGGGAGAAGGAAUCGCCAUUUGCGUUGGCCGUCUACAUAAUCUUGGUUUACGCCGCAAAAUCGGUACUUCUUUCUUUUUCUUUCCCCUUUUCUUUCUUUCUUUCCCCUUUCUUUUUCUACAGCCAAAAUAGGGCUCAGUGUGACCCAUUUGCCAAGCCUUGUCGAUGAAACGCAUCACCAUUCCGUUGCAAACCCAUUCUGGAGGAAUGUAUUACAAUGCUGCGUGUCUGUCCAUGCGAACCGUUUUUAAGUUCCACUUAAGGCUGCAGAGGGAGAAGGCGUGGGAAGUAGAAGGAAAUUUGGAGGACGGUGAGAGAGGGUUGAUUUGUCUGGCUGAAGUGGAACUAAGAUGGCUCCAGAAAUGUGGUAUCUCCCGCUGCCUCCUAAACCAAGGUCAAAGGGCAGCCACACAUUAGCAGGAAGUCAGGGUGUGCACAUCCAGGCCCUGAUCCAGAUAACGCUAAUCAAACUUUACCACCGCUAAAAUCUUUAGGACGUUUUGGCCAUGGUUGAUUUUAUUGGGAUGUGAGCAAACUUCCUUUCUUCUGGAUUGCAGAAAGAAGUUCUGGAUCAGAGCAAUUGUCUUCAUGUUGGCCUCAUGCUCAGGGUUAAGCUUUCCCUUCCAGUGUUUUAGACAUUUAUUUGCAAUAUCUUGGACUCACGGAUCAUUAUCUACCAAAGCUACAGCCAAAAAAGCAAACCCCACAAACCACAUUAAUCACCACACCCGUCGACUUCAUUCAUCUCCGACUCCAACCUGAGCCCUGUUGGCAGAGAUGGGACCAGAAAACACUUUCCGUACAAGUUUAUUCUCUGUAUUUUUUUCCCUUGUAUUUGCUACCAUAUCACUGUAAAGAAGAAGUUUAAAAAAACAAAAAUACAACCCAUAGUCAGCUAUUUUUUCAUUUUUUACUUCCAACUAUUUUAGAUUUUUUUACUGUAUAUUUUAAAAAAGAAAAAAGAAAUACUAGACAAGAGGACAAAAACAUAUAUUAAAACUAGUGGUGUAUUGUAAUAUGAAGAUGUUAUAUUUUAUUAUUUCUUUUAUUAACUGAAAGUGAGAAGUGCCCUUCUUGUAUUCCGUAAUGUCCAAAUCUGGAUAUGCUUGUCACUAAGAAGAGUGGCGUCGGGGAUGAGGGGAGUCUUAAAGGCCAUUCACAGUGGCAUUUCCACUCAUAAACUUAGGUCGCAUCUGCUUCAUAAACUUAAGGCUCUCUUAUACAACUUUCACAGUCAAGGAGAAUCCUGGGAACUGUUGUUUGUUAAGGGUGCUGAGAAUUGUAGGUCUAUAAGGUCAGCGCCCAUAGCAGACUACAGCUCCCAGGAUUCUUUGCAGGAUUUGAAGUGGCAUAAGAAUGUGGUUGUGACCAUUCUUGCAAAACAUCCUUCAAUUUGAGAGGCCAGUAAAGAGAAUGGGUACAAUAUAAUAUUAUUCCUAGAGAAGUGGGCAUUUUUUAACCAGUACACAGCAAAAUAAAAAUAAAAAUUCAAGAGCAUAUUGGGCAGGGAGGGGAUGAAAUUCACAUGAUUUACUGAAUUGCGGUAAGACUGCAGAACCAGGAAGAUGCAUAAAUCAUAGCAGCUUCCAGAUGACCUAUUUAUUGUGCAUUCUGAUUUUCUUGGCGGGGUUAGACAACAUUGUGUCAAGGCAAAUGGUACCCUCCACUUUCUGCUGCAUUUUCCCAUCACUUUACUAAUCACAAAAAAUCUGAUGUUUGGGGGAAGCACAAGAUCUCCAGACCAAGUUUGAUUAUGUAACCUGAAUUUGCCAACAUACAAUUGAAUCCCACCCGAAAAGAGAGACAGUCUGGAAGCACCCUAUGUAUGUGCUCUGAGGUAUGCAUUACACUAAGGAACACUAAGCGGCUGCCUAGGGAGACACUUUGCAAGUGGUAGUAGCAGGUCUUGUUUCUGUUGUUCCAAGCUCUGCUUUGGUACAAGAGCUUGAAAAGAAAAGGUGGUACAUUUGGUGGUACAUUUAGCCAGAGAAUAGCCACAUAGCAGGCAAAAGAUCCAAACCACCAUAACAAGGUGGAGAGAGUGGUAGUUGGAGUGGGUCUGAGUAAAGCAUGAGUAAAGUGUGAGUAAAGUGUGAGUAGGUGAGAGGAGUGGAAGUCACAAAGUGGAAAGGAAAAAAGAGGAAUAUCAUUUUGGGGCAGUUAUGAGAGUCAUUGUUAAAGCCCAAUAUGUCAUAGGGACAAAUGGGAAAGGUGAGCAAGGCAAAACUUGCAAUGAAUUUUUCCACCCAUUCUCUGUGGGAUUACAAAUACUAUUCACAACUUUUGUUAGAUUACACUAAGAAGACAAUCUUGUCAGGUUCAGGUCAUGAAAGGCCUAAAAGGCAGAAUGUGAGGUAUUCACCAAUCAUCCCCUAAAAUUACCAUAGAACUUUUUUAAAGAACUAUUUAUAUCUGUAUUGGAAGCAAAGGUUAACCUUUUUUCUUCUUGUUCUUCUUUUUUUGCCAAAAGGAGAAAGCACAUUUUAUCUGUCCAGCUCAUCCAUUCUCCGCGUACUUCUCCCCCCUCCUCUGCCACAACUCCAAUAAUGUAAUGCUGGGGAGGAAACUUUAUGGUGUUACAAGACUCCAUGAACUGUUCAAGUGUCGUCUGAGCUGUACAAUUGAAGUCUGCAGCAGUGAAAUUAAUCUUUGAUCUUGUAAUCCAUAAUGCAGCUUUUUUUCUCAGGCAAAUAAAUUCCUGGGGCGUGUAAUCAGGACUUCAAAACUGUGUGAUUUGGUACAAAAAUUAUUCAAUUAAACCUUUGAGAUUUCAAUAUGCUUGGCAAUCAGAAAUGGCCUCUUUUUUUCUUCCCGUGCCCCCCCAAAACCCCAGCGGGGUGCUGGUCCACUGUCCCUCAUACCUUGCGGGGGGCUGGACUAUUUUUGGGGGGGGGUGAACGAAUUCCUAUGUCCCACAGAUAACCCAGAGAUGCAUUUUAAAUAAAAGGACCCAUUCUACUCAUGUAAAAACACGCUGAUUCCCAGACCGUCCGCAGGCUAGAUUUAGAAAGUGAUUGGGCCGAAUCUGGCCCCCAGGCCUUAGUUUGCCUACCUAUGAUCUAUGUUUGCAGCGAAAUCCCAGCAAAAUUCAGCCUACGAUUAGAGUCUCUUACUGUCUUUCAUACAUGCCUGGGGAAGUUCGAGGCAAAGUCUUCUAAGUAAUUGGGACUGCAGUUUUGUGCAACGAUCUGUGAGCAAGACUCAUUGAACCCAGUGGCAUCUUCUAAACCCAAACCAUAUACCCAGAGUGUAGGGUUGCCAUACGUCCGGAAUUCAUCCCUCGCAAACAGUGUCUGGGCGGAAAUCGCUGGAAUCCGGAUGUAUGGCAGCCCGUGUCGGUAAUGUAGAUUCUGGCGAAUUUCAUUAAAGAUAGCUCAAAAACCCAUAGCUCAGCAACUUUUGUGUUCGGAUUUUCACUUUUCGAAAUAUGGCAACCCUGCCAGAGUUUGUAAGAGUGCAGAGUCCCAUUCCCCAGCCCAACUAAGGGAUCGCUUACCCUGCCCAUAUCCUGUCCAGAAUCAACUUGGGUGGGGGGAGCUAAAGUUUAAUUAGGCUUUUAACAAACAUGGUUAGGAGGGGAGUUGGGGCAGGGUACGCUGUGUCCACUCACCUCCGCUGCUGCGGCUGUGAGCCGGGUGUUCAAUCCUGCAGUCUUCUCCAACGCAAGUGGCUUCCCUCUAGGAAAACACCCUGCAACUUGCAAGACUGAAUCCUUGGCUC